Messenger RNA from Fusarium proliferatum ET1, 1689 nucleotides. RefSeq lists its product as uncharacterized. The transcript has a single exon. Gene Ontology annotation, molecular function: transmembrane transporter activity. The coding region runs from base 1 to 1689 and encodes 562 amino acids. Lineage: Eukaryota; Fungi; Ascomycota; Sordariomycetes; Hypocreales; Nectriaceae. The record is from RefSeq and is a predicted model, not a curated record. Gene Ontology annotation, biological process: transmembrane transport.
AUGUCUCGUGGUCUCUCUGACCAUGAGCCCGAAGAUGGCGGCGCCUUUAAGAUGACCUGGCAGCUAUGGCUAGCCAUGGCAUCGUUCCAACUCGGCUACAUGUCGACCCUCUUUUCAACAUCCAUGACCUCCACGAUCGUGUCGGAAAUCAACGCGGACAUUGGCCCUAGCACAAGCUACACUUGGAUGGCAUACGCUCAGCUCUUCUGCACUGCCGUUCUUUGUCCCUCCUUCGGACGUCUAAGUGAUGUCUAUGGCCGCCGCAAUUUCCUUAUAGUGGGCAACAUCAUUGGUGCCAUUGGAUGCGUGGUGGCUGCGACUGCGCAACAGGUCAGGACUCUUAUUAUCGGCAGUGCCUUCAUCGGCGUGGGCAAUGCGAUACAGGAGUUGGCACUGACGUGCGUCGCCGAGAUGGUGCCCAAGAGGUCGAGGUUCUUAGCUAUGGGCUUGUUUCAGGCCUCGGCAUUCCCUGCUUCUGUGUUCGGGCCUGUGAUUGCUUUUAGCAUCUUCAAAGAUGGAUCGUGGCGUGGUACCUUCUGGUUGACCUUCUCCCUCGAUCUGGCGGCCUGCGCCCUCACAAUCCUUUUCUAUACUCCGGUUCAUCAGUAUGACCGAGUCGAAGGCAAGACUGGGUUACAGCUGUUCCUUGGUCUCGAUUGGUUCGGGAACUUCCUUUUCAUCGCCGGCAUUGCCAUACUUGGUGUCGGCUUAUUGACUGGAGGCAAAGAGUUUCCUUGGAAAUCCGCUACAGUCAUCACAUUGAUGAUCGUGGGGGGUCUUUUAUUAGUGGCCUUGCUUGUCUGGGAGAGAUAUACCAAAAUCAAGGAAAGCUUUUUCCCCAAGGAGUUCUUUACCUCUAUUCGAGGCAGUGCUGUCCUUAUUCAAGCCGCUGGUUUCUUUGGUAUGGCUUACUACUCUACAUCCACGCUUUGGCCUCAACAGGUUGCCAUACUCUACACUCGCGACACCAUGGCAGUCGGAUGGUAUACAUCUGCAUUUGGUGCCGCUGGAUGUCUCGCUGGUCCUAUUGCAGGGUACUUUAUAACCCAGUUUGGACACGCACGUUGGGUACUUACUGGAAACCUUAUGCUGCUCACGACUUGCUUGGGGGCCCAGGCUAUUGUUACCCCAGGUUCUUAUGUUGCGUCCACAGUACUCGUGACAUUGAUUGGCUUCUGUGUGACGUCUGUCACGGUUGCAGCAGUCACUAUGAUCCAGCUGGAUGUACCACAUAAUUAUAUCGGCACUGCAACUGGAGUCGCAAUCACUUGUCGUUCUAUGGGAGGGGCCAUAGGACUUGUAGUCUACUCAUCGGUCCUCUCCUCACGCUUCAGCUCCAACCUCCCCUCCAUGGCAGCUAAGCCUCUUGCCAUGGGAGGUGUAAACCCGAAAGCGAUUCCCGGGAUUCUGCAGGCCCUUCUGACUGGCAAUCCCAAGAACCCUGCACUUCAAGGUAUAUCUCCAGAGAUUCUCGAUAUUGCAGUGAAGGGUAUCAAGUCUGCUUUUGCAUCUGCCUUGCGUAUUACAUUCCUCACUAGCAUCUCUUUUGCCGCCAUUGCUCUUAUACUCGUGGCCUUCAGUGCCGAUGUCGAGCAUCUUAUGACAAGGCAGGUAGAUGUCAAAUUGGCGGCAGACAAAGGGUUAACUACUGGGACAUCGCAACCACGGCCAACAGGCUCAUGCCGAUGA